Messenger RNA from Heterobasidion irregulare TC 32-1, 660 nucleotides. RefSeq lists its product as uncharacterized. The record is from RefSeq and is a predicted model, not a curated record. Bases 1 to 660 code for a protein of 219 amino acids. Lineage: Eukaryota; Fungi; Basidiomycota; Agaricomycetes; Russulales; Bondarzewiaceae. The transcript has a single exon.
AUGCCCGCGCCCACCAAGCCCGCGCCGCACCGGAUGGUGUUCACGACGAACAGCCUGCGCAACACGACGAUCGCGGUCGAGGACGACGCGUUCUACUACGAGGUCGUCACGCGCUUCUGGCACCCGGACGUCACCAAGGUGUUCAAGCUCGACAAGGAGUCCCGCGAGCUCGCGCUCAUCGCGGAGAUCCAGCGCCGCGCCGGCGAGGGCGCGAAGGUGCGCUUCGGCGGCGAGAAGGGGCAGUGGGUGGACGCGGACGAGUUUCUGAAAUGGGACGAUGCGAAGCGGUGCGUGUCCCACAAUGCUUGCGAAACGGUGCGUAUCGAAGUCGAGCGGCGCUCGAUGCUCGUACAGCGGCGGGACGUUCGACGAUGGCGAGGGCGUGGAAUAUCGCUGGAAGAGCCACCGGCGCCAGCUGCAGGUGAGCCCGCUGUGGCCGCUGUACCACGCCGCUCACGGUCGUCGCUCGUGAUCGUCCUUCUGCUGCAGCUCGUGCGCGCCGAUGGCGACCAGAAAGCUCCGAUCGCCGACUUCCACAAGCACCGCCGGCACUUCUUCGUCCUCCGCAUGUCGCGGCACGCCUUUCUCGAGGUCAAGCCUGAAGCGACCGAUUCUAUGGACCGCUUGAUCAGUGCGUGCCUGUCCAGCCUUUCAUUGUGA